UGCAAGUAGGAGAUUGAUUAAUGAAACGGGGCAUGUUUUGUGUUAGACUAUCCCUUCGUUUAUUAUACAGUGGAGGUGGUCAUUAAUGGAUCUCUACAGCCAACUACCCUUGUGGUCUCAUCCGUAUAGUUAACGGCGUAGGGUAGAGAGAGAGACUGAAAAAUGUAACAUCACUUUAAAAACGGUAGAGGUAACGUGUUUUCUUUCUCGUGUAUGAAUUCUUGGAUUACUGCUGCUCACCAAAACCUGUUAAGUAGUGCCUGCGAAUAAAGUGCGCACCAACCCAGGUCCAUGUGACAGUUAUGUCCCUAGACGACCCAGCAUGGCAGCUACUGAAUUUCAACCAAAAGAUGGAUAUCAAUUUGCUAGACCUUGUUGUAAAUUCUUUUUACACUGGACAAGGAUCUCAGCAACGUAUGGCUCAGGACAUUUUAAAUUAUAUGAAGGAACACCCAGAUGCUUGGACAAGAGUGGACACCAUUCUGGAAUUUUCUCAAAACUUGAACACAAAGUAUUUUGGACUGCAAAUCCUUGAGAAAGUCAUCAAAACAAGAUGGAAGAUACUUCCUAGAGAUCAGUGUGAAGGUAUAAAAAAGUAUAUUGUUGGUCUGAUAAUUAAAACUGCAGUGGAUUCAUCGAACUUAGAAAAGAAUAAACUUUACCUUGGAAAGCUGAAUUUGAUUCUUGUUCAGAUACUGAAGCAUGAAUGGCCAAAGAGAUGGCCCUCAUUUAUUACUGACAUUGUUGGUGCAAGCAAGAGCAGUGAAGCCCUGUGUCAGAACAGUGUGCAAAUUCUGAAACUGCUUAGUGAAGAAGUGUUCGACUUCUCUCUUGGACAGAUGACACAAGCAAAAGCCAAGUAUUUGAAGGAAAGCUUGCAUGAAGAAAUCCCUAAAAUCGUUGAACUUUUCAUUUCCGUUUUGGAAAACUCAGGUAAUGCAUCUUUGGUACAUGAAACUCUUGAGGCCUUACUGAGGUUUUUGAACUGGAUUCCUCAAAAAUAUAUGUUUGAAAAGGACCUUAUUAAUAUCUUAGUUUACAAGAUGCUUCCUUUCCCUUUAUUCCGAAAUGUGAGCAUCAGGUGUUUGACAGAGAUUGCCAGUGUUAAAAAUGACAUGUACAAAGACAAAUUUCUUAUACUUUUUACUACAAGCAUGCUUCAACUACGACAGAUGUUACCAUGUACCACUAACAUUCCUGCUGCCUACCAACAGGGAAGUGAGGAGGACCAGAGAUUUAUCCAAAACCUGAGUCUGUUUCUUUGCACUUUACUGAAAAAUCACAGCAAAAUACUAGAAGUAUGCUUGGAAUACCGUGAAAUACUUUAUGAUAAUUUAGAUUAUCUUGUUCUGCUGUCAAAAGUGGAAGAAAAGGAAAUAUUUAAGAUUUGUCUUGAGUACUGGAAUCAUUUGGCCAUGGAGCUUUACAAUGAAAGUCCUGACUCUGUGACUGUUUGUCCUAAACGUGGGGUUUCAUACAGGAAUCUGCCACCUCGCAGACAAGUUUAUUUUACUUUUCUAACAGAGAUCCGACAAAUUUUGAUCAGUCACAUGGUGAAACCUGAGGAGGUCAUUGUGGUGGCGAAUGAGCAAGGAGAGGUGGUCCGAGAGUUCAUGAAGGACACUGAUGCAGCCACUUUGUACCAGACCAUGAAGGAGACCCUUGUAUACAUGACUCAUUUGGAGUAUACAGAUACAGAGAGAUUAAUGACAGAGAAGCUCCAUAAACAGGUGAACGGAACAGAGUGGUCCUGGAAAAACUUGAACACACUGUGCUGGGCCAUUGGAUCCAUUAGUGAGGCAUUGCCUGAAGAAAUUGAGAGCCGGUUUAUGGAAACUAUCAUUCAGAAUCUUCUAAUUCUGAAUAAACAAAAGGAGACAAAGGAUGACAGGGCUAUUGUGGCUUCCAAUAUCAUGUACAUAGUAGGACAAUACCCACGGUUCUUUGCAGCAAGAAGGCAGUUUCUGAGCAGUAUGAUUAACAAGCUCUUUGAAUUCAUGCAUGACAGCCAUGAUGGAGUCCAAGAUAUGGCAUGUGACACUUUCCUGAAAAUUUCAAAAAAGUGCCAGCGUUUUUUUGUUGAGAUUACAGCUGGAGACACAAGGCAGCUACUUAAUGAGAUUCUGGAAGAUAUUCCCAGCAUAACAUCUGACUUACAGCCUUAUCAGGUUCAUACAUUUUACGAAGCAGUAGGUUAUCUGAUUAGAGCGGAAACAAAUCAGGUGGAACAGACAAAGCAUAUUGAAAUGCUCAUGGGAAUGAUGAACCACGCUUGGGAUAUAAUUAUACUGCAGAUUACUGAGAACUUGGACACUCUGAGGGAUGCUAACACUAUAAAGCAGCUGAUUUUCAUUAUGAAGACUAACACCAGAGUGGGCAGAGCAAUUGGGCAACCCUUUGUGUUUCAGCUGGAAAAGAUUUACAUGGAGAUACUCCACAUAUACAAGUGCACCAGUGACAAUGUUUCUGCUGCUAUUCUGACACAUGGUGAAGCUGUUUUGAAGCAACUACUAAUUAAGGACAUGCAGUUAAUGAAGAAAGAUGCACUAAGGCUAAUCACAGAACUGGUGGGUCAGUCUGAGGACCUGCAUUUGAUAAAUAACACUCUUAUUGUUCCUCUUCUCGAUGCUGUACUAAUGGAUUACCAGACCAGUUUGCCUGCUGCCAGAGAACCAGAGGUGCUAAAUACCAUGACACAGAUUGUGAAAAAGAUAGGAAACCUCAUCAAAGAACACUUGCCUCGGAUUUUUAAAACAGUGUUUGAGACCACUCUCGACAUGAUCAAUAAGGAUUUUCAAGAAUUUCCUGACCAUAGGGCUAAUUUUUUUGACCUGCUUCAGGCUAUGAACACACACAGCUUCCCAGCUUUAUUGAGCCUUCCACCUACAGAGUUCCGACUGGUACUUGAUUCCAUUAUCUGGGCAUUUAAACAUCCUGCAAGGAAUAUUACACAUACAGGGCUCUCCAUUCUCAACACUUUGCUCCAGAAUGUGUCCCAGGAUGACUCUGUGUCACAAAGCUUUUAUGAGGCCUUCUUUCUGGAUAUUCUGCAGCACAUGUUGUCUGUGGUUACGGAUACCUCCCAUGCAUCUGUCCUGACAUUGCAAGCUACAGUAUUGGCCCACAUGUUUUCCCUUGUUGAUGAUGGACGGAUCCCUGUCCUGUUGAAUCCUGAUCAUACUGAUAUUAACCAACACCUUUUGGUUGAAAACUUCAUAAUUGAGAUUUUGAAAAAUGCCUUCCCUCAUCUAAAAAAUGCUGAGUUGACAGUGUUUACAAAAGGACUUUUCAGCUUAAACCAAGAUGUGCCUGCUUUGAAAGAACACCUGCGUGAUUUUCUCAUCAGUAUUAAGGAAUUUUCUGGAGAAGAUACAUCUGAUUUAUUUAUUGAGGAGAGAGAAGCUGCUCUAAAACAGGCUCAGAAAGACAAGCGGAAACGGCAGAUAAAAGUUCCUGGAAUAUUAAAGCCUGAUGAUGAAGAAAUGCAUACAUAAGUAACUGCACGAUUCACACAGCUUUACAGAAGUUUCAUAUGAUGCUGAAAACUUUUGUUGAGUGAUGUAGUCACUGUGGAAGCUGAAAUAGUCAUCUAAAAUGAAAAACAGGCAUAUGGCAAUCCCAUAUUAGUGCCUUAAACCAUUUGCUGUUCAUAGAGCGUUGAGUCAACAAGCUGCAGAAGACUGAUUUAAAUUCACGCAUAUCUCAACAACUUUUCUCUUAUUAGUUGUAGACUUUUAACACCAGGACUCGGUGUUAAAGUUGCAACCUGUGCAUCAUUUUUCUGUGAAAACAUGCCCUUAGUCUAAACAAAGAACAGCAUUUUACAUUUUAUAUUCAAUUUCGGCUGUGUAUUUUUUUUUCAUGUUAUUAUCAGGAUAGGCUGCAGUGUCCCUACAAUCCUAUAAACCAAAAAAAGGGUAAAAGGUCACACAGACAAAACCAUUCCAAUAAAGUGAGCUCCUGCAAAAUGGAUGAAUGUUUAGAUGGAUGGAUGGAUUUCUGUUCCUUAGUGAAAUUGUGGCUACUGGCAAAAAGGCAAAUAAAAAAUGUUAAAUCAAUACCAACAGUAACCAAUGGAUCUGGUUCAACAGGAAUGCAUUUUAGCACUUGUCAUACUGAAGUAUUCAGAUGCAUCUCCUUUAUGGGGGGG
Messenger RNA from Protopterus annectens (West African lungfish), 4150 nucleotides. Its product is annotated as exportin-1-like. Bases 303 to 3494 code for a protein of 1063 amino acids. Gene Ontology annotation, biological process: ribosomal small subunit export from nucleus; protein export from nucleus; ribosomal large subunit export from nucleus. Gene Ontology annotation, molecular function: small GTPase binding; nuclear export signal receptor activity. Gene Ontology annotation, cellular component: cytoplasm; nucleus. NCBI's taxonomy places the organism in Eukaryota, Metazoa, Chordata, Ceratodontiformes, Protopteridae. The record is from RefSeq and is a predicted model, not a curated record. The transcript has 25 exons.